This is a messenger RNA of Alligator mississippiensis (American alligator), 4973 nucleotides long. RefSeq names its product phosphatidylinositol-4-phosphate 5-kinase type 1 alpha (gene PIP5K1A). Gene Ontology annotation, biological process: phosphatidylinositol metabolic process. Bases 233 to 2191 code for a protein of 652 amino acids. The transcript is spliced from 19 exons. The record is from RefSeq and is a predicted model, not a curated record. Gene Ontology annotation, molecular function: phosphatidylinositol kinase activity. NCBI's taxonomy places the organism in Eukaryota, Metazoa, Chordata, Crocodylia, Alligatoridae.
AGGCGGUGGCCACCCCCCACCCCUCCCGGUUGCGCUCAGUGGUUGCGUCCCGAGCGACCUGGGCGACUCCAAGUUGGUAGGGGGGAGGCGAGCGGUCUCCCCCCAUCCUGCCCCGAAUGGGGCAGUCCUGAGCCGCGGGCGGAGCUGCCCGGGCGGCACCAACUGAGGGGCCCGGGGGGGGGCGGGGGUGAGAGCGCUGCCGGCCGCCAGAGGAGGAGGGAGCAGCUCCAAGAUGGCGGCGGCCGGCCCCGAGUCCGGGGGCAGCAGCGGUAGCAGCGUCGGCCUGGCGGGUUCAGGUACCUUCAAGAAAUCGCUCACCUCCGAGAUGCCUGGUUCUUCUGGACAGCCUGGCUUGCAUACAAUAAAGAAAGGUCAUCGUGGAGUAGACUCAACGGGUGAGACGACAUAUAAAAAGACUACAUCUUCUGCCUUGAAAGGUGCCAUCCAGCUGGGCAUCACACACACGGUUGGAAGCUUGAGCACCAAACCAGAGAGAGAUGUUCUCAUGCAAGAUUUUUAUGUAGUAGAAAGUAUUUUCUUCCCAGGUGAAGGAAGUAACCUAACCCCAGCUCAUCACUACAAUGACUUCCGUUUUAAAACCUACGCUCCGGUGGCAUUCCGCUAUUUCCGCGAGCUUUUUGGAAUACGGCCGGAUGACUAUCUGUACUCACUCUGCAAUGAGCCACUCAUUGAGCUCUUCAACUCUGGGGCCAGUGGUUCCAUCUUCUACGUGUCCAGCGAUGACGAAUUCAUCAUUAAAACAGUUCAGCACAAAGAGGCAGAGUUCUUGCAAAAGCUGUUGCCGGGAUACUAUAUGAACUUGAAUCAGAACCCUCGGACACUGCUGCCAAAGUUCUAUGGUUUGUACUGCGUGCAAGCUGGGGGCAAGAACAUCCGCAUCGUCGUGAUGAACAACCUGCUGCCCCGCUCUGUGAAAAUGCAUCUGAAAUACGACUUGAAAGGUUCCACUUACAAACGCCGGGCCUCCCAGAAGGAGCGGGAGAAGGUUUUUCCUACCUACAAAGACCUAGAUUUCAUGCAGGACAUCCCAGAUGGCCUGUUUUUAGACUCUGACAUGUACAAUGCCUUGUGCAAAACACUACAGAGAGAUUGUUUGGUUCUCCAGAGUUUUAAAAUCAUGGAUUACAGUUUGCUUGUGGCGAUCCACAACAUGGAUCAGGCACAAAAAGAGCACGCCAUAGCAGAUGGGACUUCCCAGGCAGAUACACGGAGGCCAGCAGCCCAGAAGGCCCUCUACUCCACAGCCAUGGAGUCUAUCCAAGGAGAGGCCCGGCGAGGCGGUACCAUAGAGACUGACGAUCAAAUGGGAGGCAUUCCAGCCCGCAAUGCAAAGGGGGAGAGGCUGCUUCUAUAUAUUGGAAUCAUUGACGUGUUGCAGUCCUACAGAUUCAUUAAGAAAUUGGAACACUCCUGGAAAGCUCUGGUACAUGAUGGGGACACUGUAUCUGUGCAUAGACCCAGCUUCUACGCAGACAGGUUCCUACGGUUCAUGUGCAACACAGCAUUCAAGAAAAUACCAUUGAGACCUUCUCCUUCCAAAAAGAGCCGGUCAGGCACGACUGUCCAGCGGAGGACAGGGCAAAGUGGAGCCCCCAUCCAGGCCCAGUUGUCCUGUGAAACAAAGGCACAAGUAAUGACAGAAGCAGAUGUGGAGCAAGGUUCGCAUCUUGGCCGCCCAGAUCUCCUUCCCCGAACACCUCCAGUAGAUGAAGCUAACAGUGAUUCCAUAGCAACAACCUUGUCCACCUCUUCCUUGGGCAGUGGUGGCCUCAACUCUCCAGCAAACAGGUCAGUGGGAGUGCAAGUUCACAAAUCCGAAAGCUCAGCAAAGGAUUUGACUAGAACCUCUCCUGGCAUCUGCUCUACUGGGUCACUAGGAUUGAGGACUCACAGCUCCGAAAGCUAUUCGUUUAGAACGCUUCUCAGCUUCCGCUCGCAUAGGUCAGUGGGAACAGAAGCUUGCAGUUCAGAAAGAUCAGCAGAGGAGGUAGCUAGCAUGCCCCUGAGUACCAGCUCGAGUAGGUCAGUAGGAACGACAGCUCACAACUCAGAAAGUUCCAUGGAGGAGGUAGCUAGCGCAGCCCUGAGUUCCUGCUCGUAUAGGUCUCUCUCUUGUGUUUCCCCAGUGGCUCACCAGGGCCCUCCCUGCCAGAGCGCACCGCAGAGCUGAAAGAACAAUUUGAAGACCUGCCUGAGACGGAGAUAAGCUUUUGAAAUGACAUGGGGAGAAUUUUGACGUAAGCAGAAGACUUCUCCGUACUCUGUCCGGUCUGUGGAGUACGAUGCACAUUCAGCCCUUGAUGCUGAUUAUUUUUUUUAGAAACCUUUAUCUGGAUAAGAAGGCCUAGAAGCUGGGAGACUGGGACGUACUUAGUGGCAUAGUAUUAACAAAGACUGAGUCUGGAGCAGCCACCUCUUUGGAAUGCCUCCUUGGAGUUUCUUUUUUGAGCAAAGCCCUUAAGGAGGGGGGCUGGUUGCAGCUAGCAUGUUUUCUGCUGUCCUCCUUUCUUUGUAGCCUGGCAGGAACAAGGCCAGUCACCUCAGAGGAGCAGGAACUGCUUGCUACGGGCUGAAGCCCAUUCAGGAAAGGGAGCCGACUUUCAGAGAGAGCCUGAGUUGCUCUGGGACAAGGACAAACCUUGCUAGAAGAAUGGCCAACUCUCAAGAAUGCUGGGGGAUAUGGACAUUGGAGCCUCGUUGGAACAGUCCGCAACAGAUCAAUGUUUUUUGGGUUUUUUAUUAUUAUUUUUAAACGUUAAUUUAAGUUUUUCUUUCCUUGAUGUUAGUCAUCAUUUUAUUUUUAGUCAGUAAUAAUUAUAUCCAUUCUGGGGGGGGUUGUUUUUUUUAUUUAAAAAUCUCUUUUUAUCAGUGUUCCACCAAAAAUAGGAUCCCAUGUGCGAAGGGAGCAGAAGGGGGAAGUGCCUGUUCUCCUCCCAUGGGACUGGUGUCGAUCAUGGAGGUCUUUUUUAUUUUCUGUCAGCUGCUCUUUCGACAUGGCAUUGUCCCCAGAAGGUGACGUAGAACAGCCCCCAUCCCCACAACACUUGGUGCUUUAUCACGGUUUGGUGCUCGGAGGACUUGGGAUGUGCAAAGCUUUUAAGAUGUCAGGGAGGUUUGGAAUUGCUUUGUCCCUUUUGAAACUAACCCUUUUUAGUCUCCCCCUUGACUGAUACGAGUGCAAAGGAGACAAGGGGAGAUCUUUGUAACUGGCUCAGUUUUUGUUUUUUUAAGCUUUUCAGUGUUUCUUAAGCAAAUGGACCAAACCUAUCCUGCUCACAGGGUUUUUUCCCCUCCCCCCAGUAUUAUGUCCUUUUUUGGGGUUACCACUUGGAAAACCUCACACAUUUUUUAUAGGCAAAUUCCCUUUUGAUAGCUCUGCUCGUCUCUUGCCCCACCGGCUGCAGGCUUAGCAUACAGCGCUCUGACAAGCCCCAGACGGAGAUUCCCACAUACAUGAUUGCCAGCUCUCUGUGCAUAGUGACGAAGCGUGUUGCACUCGGAUUCCAAAGCUCCGCUUUUUGGUUUGUUUGUUUUUUUUAAAAGGAAUAAGCUUGGAAGGUUGCAUUACUGUCCCAUGCAUAUAAACCUUAACUGAGCUAUCUCCUGCAGACACUUGUCUAGACAAGUCAGAGUAUACAUUGAACUGACUUAUUUUCACUAAAACAAAGUUUUUAAUUAAAAAGAAACGAAUCUGCCUUUUUCAUUCCCCCCCCGCAAAAAAAUUGUAAUCCUCCCACCCACCCUUUUUAUAUAAAAAUAAUAAUAUAAAAAAAAAACCCCAACAUAACCUUGCAACAGCACAAGGCUUUGUGUGCUUUAUUAGCAAGGUUUGCUAAUAAUGCUGAAGAAUGUAGUGGUUGAGAAAGUUUCUUAAGUUGAUGCAUUGGAAGCUGAGAGAUUUUUUUUCCCCAUCACACUUUAAACUUUUAGAGUGGAUGAAGUGGAAGCUAUUGGUUUGUUUUUUUUUGUGUUAAGGUUACCUGUGAAAAGACCAAGUGGAAUGGCCUUACUCGGAGCCUGGUGUCCAAAACCAGAAGGGUUUGGUGCCGGGUGAGAACAGUUCCUUUCUUGUCCCGUAACUGGCAUCUGACUCUUAAGGGUUCUAAAAUACUUAUCACAGAUACAGCAGCAAGACGUGUACCCAGAAAAUCAGCUUAGUAACAGCUGGAAAUGUCUCUGGUAGAAUUUCCCUUCUCCAGCAGGUUACACUUUAUAUCAGAAGUAACUGUCUAUAUUAGACACAGUUUCUUAUCUUCCCUCCUAACUCAUAUUUUUUUGUUUUUGUUUUUACCUGGAGGAAAGAUACCAAUUCUCAAUCUUUUUUUUUUUCAUGAUUUAAUAUUUAUGAAGUUGUAUUUAAGUGUUUUAUUCUGGGAAUAGUUAUUCAGUGAGUAGGGAGGGCGUUUAACAUUUAUAUCUCUUGUGAAUAUCAAACCUCUGCUUUGUAAUGGUUUUUAAAACAGAAGUGCUUUUAUUUGGCGUUUUACAAAGAAAAGUGGCAGGUGAUGGAUUUUUAACCUAGUAAAACUCGAUCGGCUUAACUUCAUCGCACGGGUUUUGUUAUCUUGCCAAAGGCUUGGGGAGUUGGGUUACAACCAGUAGCAUGCUGUCUGGCUUGCUGAUCAUGUGUGCAUGUGCACACGUGUGUCGAGAGGGAUCAAGCUGCUGGUUGCCAGACCCCUCUUUGUCUUGACACCACGUAGAUGCCAUGCAGCGGGAACCCUUGCUUCCUGUGGUGUCUAGCAGGGAGGGUCUGGCCUGCAGAGCCUACACCCAUGUGAAGCAACUCGUGCCGCGUCGUGAAUAUCGUCUUUUUAACCUUGUAACAUUUUUUGCCAUCCAUCGGCUGUUUAAACAGAGUAUUCGAAGCAAAAGCUGUCUCUCCUCAGCCUGUCUUGCACAGGGGAAUUGCUCUGUGAUGAGACCUAAUAUACAGUAUGCUACUAAAACCA